This is a messenger RNA of Culex pipiens pallens (northern house mosquito), 4589 nucleotides long. RefSeq lists its product as uncharacterized. Lineage: Eukaryota; Metazoa; Arthropoda; Insecta; Diptera; Culicidae. The transcript is spliced from 4 exons. The coding region runs from base 581 to 3850 and encodes 1089 amino acids. The record is from RefSeq and is a predicted model, not a curated record.
ACGCCGCAAAUCGUGUCAACGCAACGCGUUGACAACUGUCACGAGAGAGAGAAUGAGAGAUAGGGAGAAAGAGUGAGAGAGAGCGAGGAGAAAGAGCGCAAAAAGCGAUGUAAACAAACAAGGACAAGUAGUAGGAAAAAAGUGAAAAACGUUUACGAGCAGCUAGACGCGCGUGAAUAGGGGUUAAAAGGUGCGCUUUUGUGCAGUUUCGCGAGUUUGGUGCAUUUUGUGCGUGCAACGAGAAGGUUGACGAUCACGUACAGGUAGAAGCUACGAUCACGAACAGUACGGUCGCAAGCGGUUGAUUAGACGUUCCGACGGGACGUAGAAGGCCAGUUGACCUCAAACAGCACAAGAACGACACACAGUACAGGACAGAAGUGGAUUCCGGCGGAGUCAGCAGGGAAUUUCAAUUGAACUUGAUUGUGGAUAGGACGGUUACAAGGAGCAGGAAAGGAUUUCCGGAAAGGAUCAAACUAAAAAAUUUUGAUCUGCUGCGAAGCGGCUGAUUCACAAAAUUUAGUUGGAUUAUUUCUACACCGUCCGAACAAAAUCAAAAUUUUUUAAACCGGAUUCGGAAAUGGUUUCCCGUAUGAAGGAAACGAAGUGCAUGUUCUGCAGAAAGGCAGACAAGCACGAUCAUGGUUGGGAGGAGUGUUCUAAGUGCGGUUCGUGGGCUCAUACAAAGUGCUCGGGCGUGGAUGAAGAGUCGGAAGAAGAGUGGAUCUGUCCGAAGUGUGUCGACUCCGAAUUUCUGCUGAAAGUUCCGGGGAAUAAGACGAAGAAGUCGGGCGCCAUCAGCGAUUCGGGAACCGUCCCAGGCGCUAGUUCUGUUGCAGUUCCAACUGAAGAGGAGUUGGCUGAGGAACAGCGUGCCGAGCGGGAGGCUUUCGUGAAGCAAAUUGAGCUGCGCAAGAAACGUCUGGCGGAAAAGCUGGCCUGGAGCGAGCAGAGGAUGAAGGAGGAGGCGGAGAUGCAAGCGCUUGAGUUGAAAACUCAGCGCGAGAUCGAGCAGAAGCAGCUGGCGCACGAUCAGGAGAUGCUGCAGCGUCAGUUGUCUGUAGAGAAGGAGUUUUUAAAGAAACGGUCAGCUCUGAAGAAGCAGAUCGAUGCUAGCAAGGCCAAGGUCGAAGCGCUGAAGGCCGAGAAGUCCACGGAGCAGAAAGUGACCGACUGGUUGAAGGGCGGCGAGAACUCUGGAACUGGAGGGAAACCGAAGCCAAAGCCGAAACCGGAAGUCACUCCGGAAAGCAGCGAUCAAGAGGACUCUGGAGAAGAUAGCGAUUCGGUCAAGUCCGCAAAAGGUGGCGUCAAGAACAAACCGAAGAAGGGUGGCGGAUCGUUUGGCAACACUACUCGCAUCACGCGAGAGCAAAUGGCCGCGCGAAAGGUGGUGUCGCAUGCCUUGCCGAAGUUCAAGGGCGAACCGGAAGUCUGGCCGCUGUUCAUCAGUUGCUUCGAGCACACCACGGCAGCGUGUGGCUUCUCCAACAUCGAAAAUCUCACACGACUUGUGGAGGCACUUGACGGCGAGGCGCUGGAGAACGUGCGAAGCAGCCUAGUUUUCCCGAGUGCGGUGCCGGGCAUCAUCCAAGAUCUCCGGAACAUGUUCGGGAGACCAGAGAAGCUACUGAAAGCGUUGCUGGAGAAGGUGAGGCAGGCGCCGGCACCGCAUGCCGAGCGUUUGGGUACCUUCAUCAACUUUGGGAUGGUGGUGAAGCAGUUGUGCGACCACCUUGAAGCUGCAGGUCUGCACGACCACCUGAACAACCCCAUGCUGGUGCAGGAGCUGAUCGAGAAGUUGCCGCCUAGCUACCAGAUGGAUUGGGUCAGAUUCAAGCGGGGCAAGAAGGAGAAUCCACUGCGAAGGUUUGCGAACUUCAUGAAGGGGAUCGUGGACGACGCUUCGGAGGUGGCAGAUUUCUCACCCCAGAACAUGAGCGACCACAGCAAGGAAAGAGGAAAGCCGCAGGGCAGAGCGUCCGUUCAUGUCCAUGAAACGGAGCUGAAGCAGGUCGAAGCGCAGCGCAACGAGAGACCAGGAAGGCCCUGCUGGUUCUGCAAGCGGGCGGAUCACUUCAUCCGAUCCUGUGAUGACUUCAAGCGGAUGAACGUCGCGGAACGGCUGAGGGAAGUGGAGAGAUUGAACCUGUGUGGCCGGUGUCUGAACAAUCACGGAUCUAGACCGUGUAACUUCAGGGGUCGGUGUACGGUGCCGAACUGCGUCGGCGACCAUCAUCCCCUCUUACACCGCGUGGAAGAGACGGUGCAGCUGCAGAAAGCGGAGAACUCGAGUCGCUCGGUGAUUUUCCGCAUGAUGCCAGUAACACUGCACGCCGGAAAGAGACAGUACGACACUGUAGCGUUCCUGGACGAAGGAUCGUCGGCGACGCUGGUGGAUGACGCCGUCGCCAAGCAGUUGAAGGCAGAGGGAGUUCCAGAGCCGUUGAUUGUCAACUGGACCGGAAACAUCAACCGUAUUGAGGACGGAUCGCGUAAGGUGGAGUUGAUGCUGUCAGCCAAGGGAUCGACAGAGAAGUUUCCGCUGUCGACGCGAACCGUUGGAGAGCUGCUUUUGCCACAGCAGGACGUGAACUACCCAGAAGUGGUAGGAAAGUAUACGCAUCUGUCCGGCGUGCCGCUGGAAGAUCUUCCAUCAGGUGUACCGACGAUCCUGAUCGGAUUGGACAACUUGCAUCUGUUCGCGCCAUUGGAGUCACGGAUCGGCCAGCUUUGUGAGCCGAUUGCCGUGCGGUCGAAGGUCGGAUGGACGGUUUACGGAACGGAGAAGCGCAAACCGCGCAGAAGUGUCCUUCUGAAUGUGCACUCGGUGGUUCCAGUGAGCAGCAGGCAAGCGCCCGAAGAGCGGAAUGUGCCGGAUAUGCAGGACGGCAGACAGCUGUCUACAGUUCCAGUUAGCGAGCCCAACAAGGAGACGCAAGCGCGAGAGAUUCUGGAAGAAUCGACGACCACUCUGGGUCGAGAGCCGGAGAGGAACCCGGCACUGAAGGAGAAAAAUGAGCCCACGAAUCGCCAGCGGAACGAGGACUGCACAACCAAAGAUGAGCAGCUGGAAAAGCCGAGAGCGGCCGCGAGCGAACAUCGUUUGGACCCCGGGGCAGCACCAAAUACCAACGGCCACGAGACGAGCAAGGCGCCAACGAAGAUGGUCCGGGAAAUCGUCAACAACUGCGCGGCUCAGCUGGCGUGGGUGCGGACGACGUGGUCGGUCAAUCCUCCCCUGUCAUCUCACUUGGGAGAUGCUUGGGAGCGACUGAUGCGAUCGGUCAGUGAAGCGCUCAUGGCGCUGGACGAUGGACGGCGGCUCAUGGACGAGAUCCCGAAGACUGCCACCGACGAAGCGGAGAACGCACGUCCGCUUGCGUACGUGUUGCAGCAGUCGGGCGAGGCUGAAGCGAUUUUUCCCAACUCUUUUCAGCGAUAUGCUUCACCAAACCAACCGGGCGGGGCUCUUCCGUCGCCACAUCCGACGGUGGCUCUACGGGACACGUACCAGCGUCCCAAACAGCUGGCCGGCGUAACAUGGAAACGACGGAAUGACGAGAACCUGCCGAGGUGGACGAGGUUCGGGAAGACGAUAUCGCGAGAGACCCUGGAGGGCAACGAACGGAAGUGCUGGAUUCGGGGCCCCGUGGACGAAUCGAUCGUGGGCAAGGACGAGCGGGUGAGCAAGGCGUGGGUGCGCACCGAAAGCGGCUGGUGCAAACGAGCGGUGGCGAAGCUGGCAGUGUCGGAGAUGCGAGUAGGUAACCCUAAACCGGAAGCGGACUCCCGGACCGGGUUACGGGCCGGGGAAUGUUCCGACAACACUGCCACCAGGUCGACAUAAGUCACGGCGGCACAGACACGGUCGCAGCAACGCCGCAAAUCGUGUCAACGCAACGCGUUGACAACUGUCACGAGAGAGAGAAUGAGAGAUAGGGAGAAAGAGUGAGAGAGAGCGAGGAGAAAGAGCGCAAAAAGCGAUGUAAACAAACAAGGACAAGUAGUAGGAAAAAAGUGAAAAACGUUUACGAGCAGCUAGACGCGCGUGAAUAGGGGUUAAAAGGUGCGCUUUUGUGCAGUUUCGCGAGUUUGGUGCAUUUUGUGCGUGCAACGAGAAGGUUGACGAUCACGUACAGGUAGAAGCUACGAUCACGAACAGGUAGGCGAGUAAAACUGCAUGCAGACGAAAACAAGAGACUAAAAUAUGUCCUAACCCUAAUAGCACGGUCGCAAGCGGUUGAUUAGACGUUCCGACGGGACGUAGAAGGCCAGUUGACCUCAAACAGCACAAGAACGACACACAGUACAGGACAGAAGUGGAUUCCGGCGGAGUCAGCAGGGAAUUUCAAUUGAACUUGUAAGUUACACUGAACAAAAAGUGCACGAUAGAUUUAAAAGAUUAAAAUGAUGAAUUUGGAUAGGAUUGUGGAUAGGACGGUUACAAGGAGCAGGAAAGGAUUUCCGGAAAGGAUCAAACUAAAAAAUGUAAGGAAACACACACACACACACACACACACACAGGUACAUUUACAAACAUACUAAAAACUGUUCUUAAAUACAUUCAACAGUUUGAUCUGCUGCGA